This is a messenger RNA of Caenorhabditis elegans, 3255 nucleotides long. RefSeq names its product Transmembrane protein 132 homolog (gene tmem-132). Bases 338 to 3121 code for a protein of 927 amino acids. The transcript is spliced from 14 exons. Gene Ontology annotation, cellular component: membrane. The record is from RefSeq and is marked reviewed. Lineage: Eukaryota; Metazoa; Nematoda; Chromadorea; Rhabditida; Rhabditidae.
CUCAAUUGCAGUAAAACCCUCAUGCAUAUGUAGUCGAGUAGCAGCAACAGCAGCUGUGACCAGCCAAAAGAAGAAAACGAAGCGGAUGCAGAAGUAGUCGUCGUUUUGAUCUCUGCGUCUCUCUCUGCAAUUCUAUCUCUCUCUCUGCUCCGGCGGGCCGCCGCGGCGUCGUCGUCCUCGUCUUUUUUGCCGAUUUGCUCUUUUUUUCGUCGUAGUCGUCACUUAGGCUCUGCUCGUUUUGAGCCGCCUAUAUUUAUUUUCUAUUUUUAUUUGAACAACAGACUACUAUGUGAUAAAAGAGAUAUGAUAUCAUUUUAUCAAUUUCCAUGAAGAGAAAAUGCUGAAAAAGCUUUGGAUUUGUAUCUCCUGCAUUGUCACUACUGCUCUCUCGGACCACAUCACAUUCUCCCCGCCCGAUGAAGCAUUCGUAUUAUUUCACAGUCAUCAAAACACAAAUUUUACAUCUGUAUUUGUUCAGGAUGGUUGUCCGAAUAGUCGAAAUCUCAUGGCGACCGUUUACUCUGCAGAUUUGUCAUCUUCAAGACGGGUUUUUGAAGAAAUCCCGUUGCAUUGUGCGGUCAGAGUCAGGAUUAUUACGGAGAAAGUUGUCGUGACGAGACCCUAUGUUGAUUUACUGGCAGUUGUAGACGAGUCACUUUCUCGUCAUGUCGGAGCAAUUUGUGUGCAUGCUCAACUAACUUCAUCAACUUCUGCAAUCGAGCUCGGAAAAUGCUACCUAAACCGUCACGAAGAUCAAAAAUCGAGCUGCGUUAUCCGAAUCCCCGUACCAUUUUCAUGGUUCCCAGUGGAUCAGAAUCGAACAAGUGUGCUCUCAGUCUCCUAUACUGUAUCCGAAAAAUGUGAUCAAAACUUCCAUGAUCUACCACAACAUUUGAUUGAAGUCAACUCCCGAAUCGCCAAACAGAAAAUCGAUUGGCUCGCCAACGCUACAGAAACAUCAGUAACACUACUAUCUACGGCGAGCCAGGCGUUUUCUCAAAAUUCAAUGCAAACAUUGUUUCUUCACGUCAAAAGUUGGGCAAAUGAAACACAGCCAAUGGAAAUUAGACUCUGGGUCGACUCCCGAAUGAGCAUCGAAACCGUCUACCCGACAAGCUCCAACUGGACAAUUCGAGUCUCCUCAGCCAGCCGACCAUUCUUCUACACCUCACUUGUCUGCACACCGAAAGAAAGAAUGACCGGGUUUAAUGACAAUAUCGUGGCUAUUCUUAUCAAAAUGGUAUCAUCAACUGACGCGAUUAAGGAUGACGUCAUUCUUCACUGGCAUGUGAUCCUGGGCCCGAAAAGCUCGGAACCCCCACCAGAUGAUCAUAAAGUUGCGACCAAGUUUAGCGUUAUCGCGGAUGAAGUUGCCGCAGUUGUUAUUGUGCCGAAGAGAAAAGAACUCAUGAAUCUGGCGGUAAUAUCUGGGAUCCAAGUGACGUCAUCCCUCCGAAUCUUCACCAUAUCCAUUGGUGCAAAAGCAGAAGACGUCACAACCCAAUCUCAUUGUAUUUCUUCCGAUGCAAACAUUAUCAAAGUCUCACCAACUUGCUCAUCAGUAUACCUAGAUGGUUCUGAAUCAAAUGGAUCUUCAGAUGCUCAAGUCUAUGCACACUAUCUUAGAUAUACAACGACCUACUCAUUUCGAGUCUGGUUUCCAAAACUUCCGCUCAAAAUUUGGAUGAGUAGCUCGACACUUUCAACGAUAAAAAAUUGGAAAGUCGGGUUUUGGAGGGAUCUUCCAUUGGGUGGAGGUGUCAAAAGAUCACGGGCAGCUAGGCAAUUCGCUUGUGUUAAUCGAUUCCAACAUUCUCAUGUGAAAGUACUUGCGUCUUUAUGGAUUGAAGAUAUUAAAACAGGAGAUCAAUUAUAUUUAUCAUCACAUAAAAGUAUAUUAUUUGAUGUCACGAAUAUUGUGCAUAACACCUUGCAAAUCUCCAAUCGAACUGUUGCAAAUGUCAAGUUUUAUGAAGGAAGAGCAAAAGUUAUUGGAGAGAAUGUUGGGCUUGCUAAAUUAAUCGUCAGAAACGCGAAAAAAUCAAUGGAUCUUGUGUCUGAGAACAUUUCAGUCCAAAAUAAAGAAGUGAGCACAACAGGGCUCUCGGCUCGUCCGAUCUGUGACACAAGCUUCCGAAUUCUGCCGAUUCUCUUCUCUCCGGCUUUCUUCAAAGUGGAAAUUGCUCAUUCAAAGUCACUAACAAAGCUCUAUCAACAAUGCUCCAUUUUCGCAAGUGUCAGCUAUUCAGAUGCCACGUGGGAGCCACUAAAUGACCUGGAUUCUUCAUAUUUCGAAAUGUCGGCUCAUUCGGAUAAUGAAAGAGCACUUGCAGUGUCACAUCAUGCUUCAAAAGUUCAUGUAAUUGCAAUUGAUGAGAAUUGGCCUCUACCGGUUGUUGAGAUAUCUCUACAAAGUUCUGCACAAUGUGCAUCUACAAUUAAUGGAGCAUCGCCUGCCGCGUUAGCGGUUACCGUACUCAAUGUGCCUAUUAAAAUCAAUAAUUCUUUCCCCUCAGCCACUGACCUGGAUUCAAGCUUCUCAACUACCAUAGCACCUUCCGAUUCACUUCCAUCCAUCCCAUUUCACAUUUUUGUGCUCACAAUUAUCGGAUUAAUUAUACUUUUCUUAUUUAUUUCAUUUGUACGGAGAUCCGCAGCGUUCAAGGGGUAUGAGCAACUCGUGGUACCAUUUUUCUCGCGGUUAUCCUCAUCGUCGGGCUCAAAUUCCAGACAGGAAGAGACAAAUGAAUGGGUAUGGCUCAGUCAGCCACAGCCGCCAUCCUCCACUAUAAGUUCUGGGUAUUCUGGAAACAAGUCGACCGCAGAACGGCAAUCGUCAAAUGGUGACGACCCGUCAAGAACGAGCAUCUCGUAUCACGGUUCUGAAAUUUCGGUUUUCAUUGCACCGUCGCAGGGAAAUGUCGUGGUAAACCAAUCCUCCCGUCACCCUCGCUACACUCUCGUCGACUCGAAUUCCGAUCAUAAUUUGGCUCGAAUAGUUCCAAAAGAAGAUCGAUGGACAACUGGAGGACACGAACAAUUUCAUACGUGGACAUGGAAGCAACGCGGGGGCGGGGGCGGAAGAAUGAUGGAAGCUCCGAUUCGUGAGAGCAUUGCUUGAUGAGCACGAGGAAUAAUUAUUUUAAUUUAUUUAUUUUGUAAUUUUUAAAUUAAAUUGUUUUAAAUUGUCGUCGGGUUCGGAAAAAAAAGACUUCAAAAUUUUCAAUAAAAAAUUAAAAAAAAAAACAAACAAAA